Messenger RNA from Erinaceus europaeus (western European hedgehog), 2060 nucleotides. It is a transcript of the gene CORO2A, whose product is annotated as coronin 2A. The transcript is spliced from 12 exons. The record is from RefSeq and is a predicted model, not a curated record. Gene Ontology annotation, biological process: actin filament organization. The coding region runs from base 225 to 1817 and encodes 530 amino acids. NCBI's taxonomy places the organism in Eukaryota, Metazoa, Chordata, Mammalia, Eulipotyphla, Erinaceidae. Gene Ontology annotation, molecular function: actin filament binding.
GCGGCGGGCGGGGUGGCCUGCGAGGACCCGCGGGGCGCUCGGGCGGGGCUUGUGCCAGCCCCCCGCCCCGCCCCCCUGCCCCGCCCGCGGGGCUGCGGGAGGAGGAAGCGGCUGCGCUGAGCGCGGGGACUCGGCGGGCGGGCGGCGAGGAGCGCAGAGCGGGAGCCGGAGCCGCCGCCGCCGCCGCCGCCGCCGCCGCCGCCACCUGCGCGGCCGUCUCCAAGAUGUCAUGGCACCCCCAGUACCGGAGCUCCAAGUUCCGCCACGUCUAUGGCAAGGCAGCCAGCAAGGAGAACUGCUACGAUUCAGUACCCAUCACCCAAAGCGUCCACGACAAUCACUUCUGCGCCGUGAACCCCCACUUCAUUGCGGUGGUGACUGAAUGCGCCGGUGGGGGCGCCUUCCUCGUCAUCCCCCUGCACCAGACAGGAAAGUUGGACCCUCACUACCCAAAGGUCUGUGGGCACCGAGGGAACGUCUUAGACAUCAAGUGGAACCCUUUCAAUGAUUUCGAGAUCGCCUCCUGUUCUGAAGACACCACGAUUAAGAUCUGGGCCAUCCCCAAGCAGCUGCUGCUGAGGAACCUCACAACCUACAGGAAGGAGCUGGUGGGCCAUGCCCGCAGGGUGGGCCUGGUGGAGUGGCACCCAACAGCCGCCAACAUCCUCUUCAGUUCUGGCUACGACUACAAGGUAAUGGUCUGGAACUUGGAUACAAAAGAGUCUGUAAUCAUGAGCCCUGUGAGGACGAUUGACUGUCACCGGGAUGUGAUCCUCUCCAUGUCCUUCAACACCAAUGGCAGCCUGAUGGCCACCUCCUGUAAAGACCGCAAGAUUCGCAUUCUCGACCCCCGGACAGGGACCGUCCUCCAGGAAGGCAACUGCAAGGGGCACCGGGUCAACAAGGUGCUGUUCCUGGGGAACCUGCAGAAGCUCCUGUCCACGGGCACGUCCCGAUGGAACCACCGGCAGAUGGCCCUGUGGGACCAGGACAACCUCUCGCAGCCUAUCUCAGAGGAAGACCUGGACGGCUCCUCGGGCGUGCUGUUUCCCUUCUAUGAUGCGGACACCAAUGUGCUCUACGUGGUGGGGAAGGGAGAUGGAAACAUCCGCUACUAUGAAGUGAGCACCAGUGAGCCUUACCUCAGCUACCUGACGGAAUACCGCUCCUACAACCCUCAGAAGGGGAUCGGUGUAAUGCCAAAGAGAGGUCUCGAUGUGUCCUCCUGCGAGAUCUUCCGAUUCUACAAGCUGAUCACAACCAAAUGCCUCAUUGAACCUGUGUCCAUGAUUGUGCCCAGACGGUCGGAAUCCUACCAGGAGGACAUCUACCCACCCACGGCCGGCGCCCAACCCUCCAUGACAGCCCAGGAGUGGCUUAGUGGGAUGAAUAAAGGGCCAGUCCUAGUAUCCCUUCGGCCUGGCUCCGAGCCGCUGAGCCCCCAGCCCCCACCGAGUCCACGGCCUCCACCUGUAGAGAGACCCAACUCCAACCCCCUCCCCCUGGCUUCACCCCGGCUCCUGAGUCAGACAGAGAAAGUGGCUGGAGAAGAUGCCCAGAGGCCCUCCUCCCUGCUGGAGGAGAAGAUGCCCAGGUGGGCGACAGACCACAGGCUGGAGAAGAAAGCCUGGCUUACAAAUGGCUUCGACAUCUUCGAAUGCCCUCCACCAAAGACAGAGAAUGAGCUGCUGCAGAUGUUCUAUCGCCAACAGGAAGAGAUCCGGAGGCUCCGGGAACUGGUGACCCAACGCGAGGUCCAGGCCAAACAAUUAGAACUAGAGAUCAAAAACUUGCGGAUGGGCACAGAGAGGUUCUGAGCAGAGAUCUCUGCCCUCCUCACCCUCAGGGACACCAUUUGGCUCCAUGGGGAGGUCUAGAACUAAACCACAGGUUCCCCCAUGAACACCCACGAUUUCUAUUUUUUUUUUUUAACCAGAAAAACGAAACUCUCCAGAGUUGCUGAAAGAUUCCAGUGGGAUACGGUGCCGUUUCUUCCUAUUUGCCUUCACACAGCAGUUUCUGGAUUGACUCAUUUCGAUGAUAACUUGCCUUCUAUUUGA